AAUAGGCCUCUGCUCUGAUUUAAAUUCUCGAAACAAUGUAUCCAUUGUCAUUGGUCAAACGCUCAACAAGAAAUCGAUCAGCUUCUUUCUUCUUCUUUUUUCUUAGUUCAGAUCUUCAACUCUUCCUCACUUGCUUCAAUGGUUCCGCUUCAUGUGUUGUUCUUCCCACUGAUGGCCCAUGGCCACAUGAUACCAACCCUAGACAUGGCCAAACUAUUCGCGUCUCGUGGUGUCAAAACCACCAUAGUCACCACCCCUCUCAAUGCCCCUAUCUUCACUACCAAUAAUUUGUGUACUGAAAUCAACAUCCGUGUCAUCAAGUUCCCUACUCUAGAGGCUGGCUUGCCGGCAGGAGUUGAAAAUGCGGGCCAAAUCUCCGACGACAUGACUCCAAACUUCGUAAGGGCCACCAUCAUGCUCCAAGAGCCACUCGAGCAAGUCCUACAAGAAGAGCAGCCCCAUUGCCUAGUCGCCGACAUUUUCUUUCCGUGGGCAACCAAAGUUGCAGCCAAAUUUGAUAUUCCGCGUAUAGCUUUCCACGGAACAAGUUUUUUCGCGGCCUGUGCUUCAGAGAGCAUGAGACUCUACAAGCCUCAUAUGACCAAAUUCUCAUCUUGGACCGAACCCUUUGUCAUCCCCAAUCUUCCACACCAAAUAGAGUUAACUGCAAUGCAAAUUGCAGUUGCAGAACAUGAUGAUCAAGAAGAUAGCCAAACAGACUUUAACAAGUUGGUAAGUGAAGCUAUAGAGUGUGAGUUGGCAAGCUAUGGAGUUAUAGUCAAUAGCUUCUAUGAUCUUGAACCAGCUUACGCUGAUCAUUACAGCAAGGUGUUUGGAAGGAAAGCGUGGCAUAUUGGUCCGGUUUCGCUUUGCAAUACGGAGUUUGAAGAUAAAGCAUGUAGAGGAUCAAAUAAAGCAUCUAUUAAUGAACAUGAGUACUAUCUGAAUUGGCUCAACUCGAAGAAGCCCAAUUCGGUUAUUUAUGUUUGUUUUGGAAGUAUAGCCAAGUUUAGUACUUCCCAGUUGUGUGAAAUUGCAAUGGGGCUUGAAAAUUCUGGACAACAAUUCAUUUGGGUUGUGAGGAAAGGAGGGAAUCAAGAAGGAAAUGAAAACUGGUUGCCCAAAGGAUUUGAGGAGAGAAUGGAAGGGAAAGGACUAGUAAUAAGAGGAUGGGCAGCUCAAGUGUUGAUUCUUGAACACGAAGCGAUUGGGGGUUUUGUGACACACUGUGGAUGGAAUUCGACGCUGGAAGGAGUGUGUGCUGGGGUGCCAAUGGUGACAUGGCCCAUGUUUGCGGAGCAGUUCUUCAAUGAAAAGUUGGUGACUGAGGUUUUGAGAAUUGGGGUUGGUGUUGGUGCUCAGCAAUGGAACAGUGCUGUGACUGACGGCGUGAUGAGGGAAGCGAUAGAGGAGGCAGUGAGGCGGAUUAUGGUGGGCGAAGAAGCUGAGGAGAUGAGAAGCCGAGCAAUGGCGAUGAAAGGUAAGGCAAUUAGGGCUGUUGAAGAAGGUGGAUCAUCUUAUUGUCAUUUGAAUGCUUUGAUAGAAGAAUUGAGUUCCUAUUGCGUUCUUGAAGCAAGUAAGAUUUAAAACUCACAUCACCCAUGUAUAAGUUGCUUUUAUUUUUGUUCUUUGUGUUUGUUGGUUUUUGAUCAUCUUUCAAAUCCCUUCUUCACAAUAUGUACUGUUCAACAGUGUCUCUGCCAUAUGUUAAUUUUGUGACAUUGAUCAGUAUGUAAUAACUAGGAAUGGACCACUCAAUUUUUAAUGAGACCACAUUAUUUAAUAUUAUUUUUUAAAAUCA
Cornus florida is the source of this 1801-nucleotide messenger RNA. RefSeq names its product scopoletin glucosyltransferase-like. The coding region runs from base 139 to 1587 and encodes 482 amino acids. The record is from RefSeq and is a predicted model, not a curated record. NCBI's taxonomy places the organism in Eukaryota, Viridiplantae, Streptophyta, Magnoliopsida, Cornales, Cornaceae. Gene Ontology annotation, molecular function: UDP-glycosyltransferase activity. The transcript has a single exon.